AUGACUCCUUUCCAAAAGAAACUGGGGCAAACCUGCCAGGCUGUUGUCCCGCAGCAAGUCCUUGCCGUGUCGCGACGGGCCCGCAGGGCAGGGCCACCUGGCCUAGCCUGUCCAGCAACACCUCCGGGUCGCCCAGACACACCAGGCCCCAGCUCGAUCCCCAGCACCAGCAAUGAUCCCCCUCCCCGCAUCAGCUCUGGACCCGGCCCCAACCUCAGCGAUCCGGUGCAAACCAUCUAUUGGGGAGGCACGCUGCCCAACACACGGAGAGCUGUCCUGGGAGCCGUAAGCGGAGCCGCAAUAGCGCUGGGCGGCAACCUGGGAGGCAUCACCAGCUGGCUCCUAGGACUUGAUGGCGGCUCACUGGCGGGGCGGCUGCGGGCCGAUGUGCUGGUGCCAGUGCGCGGGGCCAAGCGCUGCGUCGACUACACGUACGGCUUCGAUCCAGCAACGGUAACGUCCGCACCAGGGAGGUCUGCCGGGUUUGGCGGCGGCAGUGGCGGCCGGCAGCAACGGCCGGCGGUGGCGGAGCCAGUGGUGGCAUUCGGGCCGCCAGGCACGACAGGGGAAGAGAACGUGUCCGUAAUCGUGGCUCCAAUCGCGCCCGGCUUCACACUCGGAUCGCUAGGUGACCCGCGGGUCGCGGGGGAGCGCUUCCUGGCCACCCUGGCUCCUGAGGGCAGCGGCCUUCAGGCCACGCUGCUGGAUGCGACGGCGCGCAUCAUCACAGCUGCCGUACCUACCUCGCCUUCCGCUCAGUAUACACAACGGGACCAGCAGCAGCAAGAACAGCUGUCGUACUACACGCUAGAAUACACGGUUCGCGGGCCGCGCUUCUUCCGCCACAACGUUUCCGUGUACACGUCCAGGAAUGACCUGCUGUACACCUUCAACGCUCAGUGCCCCGAGGCGCGGUGGACUGAAGACGCCGUACCGCUGCUCGCGUCAGCGGCGUCUUUCAAGCUCCUGUAA
Volvox carteri f. nagariensis is the source of this 972-nucleotide messenger RNA. RefSeq lists its product as uncharacterized. Gene Ontology annotation, cellular component: extrinsic component of membrane; photosystem II; photosystem II oxygen evolving complex. Gene Ontology annotation, biological process: photosynthesis. Gene Ontology annotation, molecular function: calcium ion binding. The coding region runs from base 1 to 972 and encodes 323 amino acids. The transcript has 6 exons. The record is from RefSeq and is a predicted model, not a curated record. NCBI's taxonomy places the organism in Eukaryota, Viridiplantae, Chlorophyta, Chlorophyceae, Chlamydomonadales, Volvocaceae.